Molecule: messenger RNA, 1626 nt
Organism: Vanessa atalanta (red admiral)
Lineage: Eukaryota; Metazoa; Arthropoda; Insecta; Lepidoptera; Nymphalidae
Gene: Tektin-A
Product: tektin-4-like
Exons: 1
Coding region: 37-1560 (507 amino acids)
Biological process (GO): cilium assembly; cilium movement involved in cell motility
Cellular component (GO): nucleus; microtubule cytoskeleton
Source: RefSeq, a predicted model, not a curated record
UUAUGCAAAGGCACUUUCAACUAAAUUCAAAGAAAAAUGGCUACAAAUACAAAUCCUUAUACUUGUCCAAACAUUUGCCCUAGAGAAGGUCGACAUGAAACCGAAAGGAACGAACAAGAAAUUACAACGGUACGUCAACAUGAAAAUAUCCAUGCUGCACCGUAUGUACCUGGAAUGAUCAAACCACCGGAACCUAAGAUUUAUCCUCCGGGAGCUCCCCCGAAGUAUUUGCCACAGCCUACAGAUAGCACCAGUGGUGAUAUUCUAGGAAUGGGUCCAAUUGGUCCAUGGGCAGCUGGUCACAUUGAUUGGACGCCGCAAGCAGGAACCACAGGAGUUAGACCAGUGGUUGACAAAUACUCGAUAACAAGAUACUCUACUGGCGAAUGGCGUAAAAAUAAUGAGUACAUCCUAACACCUCGUGCAACUGAUAAAGCUAAAGCAUUAGAAACUCAAACUAAAAAGGACAUUGAAAAUGCGUUUAUCAAUUUAGACAACAAACUAAAAGAUUCUAACGCAAAGUUAGAUAAAAGAACUAAAGAUUUAGCACAUUGGAAAAAACAAACUGAAAAGGCGCUUCAAGCUAUCACUGAUGAGAUCAACACUUUAGAUGAAGAUAGAGCGCGAUUGAAAGGUGCAUGUAGAAUCUUAAUGAUGCCAGAAGCAAUAUCUAGAGAAUGCUUAGAAUUGCGCACAGGUCGCUAUGAACCAGAUCUAGUAAGAGAUGAUGCUGAACAGGAAUUAAUCAAAGAAGUAGCAAUUGUUGGUGAAAUAAGAAGGGUUUUUAUGAAUACUUUAGCAAAGGUUGAAGUACAAAUGGAAAAAAAUAAAGCAGCUAAGUCAUCUAUUGAAUUUGAUUGGAGCGAUAAAAUGAUCAGUUUAAAAGUAGAUCGAAAAAAUGUAUCCCUUUCUCCUGAAUCUAAUUUAAUUUUGUACCAUCCUGGUGUGACCAGAUGGCCUGAAAACGCUACUACAUUAGAAUAUUGGCAACACUAUUGUGCAGAGGUUAUAAGAAAUUGCGAAGAGGUAAGACAAGAAUCUGAACAAUUGCGAGGUGAUCUUAUGACAGUCAUAACUAAAGGAAGUCAGGAUAUGAAACUACAGGCCGACAGGACUAAUUGUGCAUUGGCAGAAACAGUUGAAGCUACUGAAGCAAUGUGUGAAAACUUAGAAGAGAAUUUAAAGGAAAACCUCAAAAAAAUUGCCGACAUAGAAAACCUUAUUGAUUAUCUAAAGGAAUCUUUGCGGAAAGUAGACGAAAAAAACAAAUGUGUUAUGACAAGGUUACAUGCCAGAAAUUACGAACGAACGAGCGUCGAAAAUUGUAGGGAUGAGGCUCAAUACGCUUUGAUUGCAGAAGCUAAAUUCAUUAAAGAGACAUCAGAGUCACUGCACGGUAAAAUGAGAGAUGCAGAAGCCAUAAGAUCAGAAUUAAUGAAGUACCGCGGUGCAUUGGAAAAGGACAUUGCGUGCAAACGUAAAAGCCUAAAUAUUGACAAGGAUAGAUGCGCUAGAGUUCGUGCGCAUAUGCCGUCUCCUGAGGAGUUUGCUGGUGGUUAACUGAAUAUUGUCAAAUUUUCUGUUAUUAUAUUUAAAGCAUGGAAUGUCAACGACUUGUUAACUGUU